CGUACAAACAUUGUUACGCAUGCAUGAUUGUAGUACUGUAUAGUGUUUAGCAGAGCCGUGUACCACGACCAAGUAUGGAGGUGCGUCAGCAUUUGUCUAUUGUAAAUGGUAUUAGUUUUCUUUUGGUCUUCAUUUGUCGAUGUGCAUAUGGUUGUAAUGGUGUCAUAUCUGAAAACCAUUGUUUUGUUGUCGUCUACGUGGAAAACUCUAAAUUUGUCACAUGGAACGAAGCCAAUACAUUGGAAAAUGGACAUAGACUAGCGAGCAUUACGUCACAAAAACAGCUGGAUGCUAUUUUAGAAUACAUAAUAGAGGAGAAAUACAUUAACGUAUGGUUUUACAUUGGAUUGUCUCGAAAAGCAAAUACUAAUAGAGGUUUAUUAAAUAAUUGGACAUGGACAUCGGGCAUAGCGCUAGAGUAUGACAACUGGGCAGGCGGAGAACCUAAUGUCGUUAACGAUGAUUGUGCAGGGGUGGUAAUGAGGAUUAAAGAUAAAUCACAGAAGAAAACAUUUCAUGACUUUAAGUGCGGUCAGAAAAUUUAUGAUUUUGGUUUGAACUACAUAUACCAAUACCCUAACAAUUGCGAAGAAGACACUGUGAAGAUUGGAAACUUAAGUUACCAUUUUAUAGCUACUCCAUCUGGCUCAACCGCAAAUUCUUCUGAAGUGUGUCCGUCUAAUACACCAAACGGUAAGAAAGCUAAAUUAUUAUUGUCUAAAUAGCAAAGGUUAGUACUUAAAUUUAAAACCACAAGGGAUCCGGUAAUAAUGGAGUAGUGGAAAUUUAGGGUCAAGCCAGCUCCACCAAUCAACACCUCGAAUUUACGUAAACACGACAAAUCAACAGGGGCGAAUUCAGUAGGGGGAAGGGAUGCUGGGCAGAUCAACAGCUGCAGAUCCAGUAGGAGUGGAGAGGGUUGGGGGUGUUCAACACGUGCCUCCCCGUUUUGCCACUAAUUUUUUUAAAUUUCAGUGCAUAUUAUGUUAUGUGCUACUCACUUAGGCC
Messenger RNA from Anneissia japonica, 1008 nucleotides. RefSeq lists its product as uncharacterized. Bases 75 to 725 code for a protein of 216 amino acids. The record is from RefSeq and is a predicted model, not a curated record. Lineage: Eukaryota; Metazoa; Echinodermata; Crinoidea; Comatulida; Comatulidae. The transcript has 4 exons.